AACAUUUGUUAACAUAAACAGCACAAAUUCACAAAACCAACUCGAACUCACACAUAACACAACGAAUAAAACCGAACCGAAUAAAAAACCAACAAAUCCGAACCAAAACAGAGCCAAACGAACCGGAGUAGAGGAGAGCCAGCCGAACCGGAAACAAGGAAGAACACGCGAACCGGAAGAAGGAAGAAAAGGAGAGAACCGGACUCAAACUAGGAGGAAAGGAAACCGGAAAAAGAGAUAUGAGGAACCUUAGGCAGUAUAGUUUCAGGAGGCCAGAUCUCUUGAGUUUGAGGAAGCUAGGGAAGAAAGUGGUUUGUAUGGACGAUUUCUACAAGCAACAUGGAAAUUUGAUGGGUGUUGUUAAGACAGAUAUCGACGAAGGGCUUCUCAACGCUUUUGUUCAGUUCUAUGACCCGGGCUACCAUUGCUUUACUUUUCAAGAUUACCAGAUUCUCCCCACCUUGGAGGAGUACUCUUGUUGGAUUAAUCUACCAGUGUUGGACAAAGUACCUUUCAGUGGCCUCGAGGAAAUCCCCAAGCACUCAACCAUUGCCGCAGCUCUCCAUCUUGAAACGGACGAAGUGAAAGCACAUCUCAUCACUAAGGGAAAACUUUUGGGUUUCUCCACCGAUUUUCUUUACGAAAGGACCACAUUCUUUGACAAAAUGGGGGUUGCCUAUGCCUUUAACUCCAUCCUUGCCUUGCUUAUUUAUGGCCUCGUACUCUUCCCUAGCCUCGACAACUUUGUGGACAUUAAAGCCAUUCAAAUUUUCUUGUCAAGGAACCCUGUCCCUACCUUAUUAGGUGAUACUUACCUCUCCAUCCAUAGGCGCACCCAGGCUGGUCGUGGAACUAUCCUUUGUUGUGCACAAUUGCUAUAUCGAUGGAUCACCUCGCACUUACCCCGAACUCCUCGCUUCACCACCAAUCCAGAAAACCUUCUUUGGUCAAAAAGACUCAUGUCCCUGACUCCAACCGAGGUAGUGUGGUACGAUCGGGUUUAUGACAAAGGAACUAUUAUUGACAGUUGUGGGAAAUUUGCCAAUGUACCCCUUCUUGGUAUAGAAGGAGGAAUUAGCUACAAUCCUACGCUUGCCAGACGUCAGUUCGGAUAUCCCAUGGAAGGGAAGCCGCUCAACAUCUAUCUAGAGAAUGUGUAUUACCUCAACGUAGAUGACAGUAAAGGCAUGAAAGAGCAGGUUGUGCGAGCUUGGCACACCAUUCGUAGAAGAGACAAGAGCCAGUUAGGGAGGAAGACAGGAGCCGUUCAUGAAUCAUAUACUCAGUGGGUGAUAGAUAGAGCUGCUCAAAUUGGGAUGCCUUACAAGAUAUCAAGAUUUGUAUCUGCAAUCACUCCAGCACCACCCCUACCUAUGACCUUUGACACCGAGAAGGAAUACCAAGAGCGUUUAGUUGAGGCGGAACUUGAAGUACAAAAGUGGAAAGGGGAGUAUCAGAAAAAGGAUCAGGAAUAUGAGGCUGUGAUGGCCCUACUAGAGCAAGAAGCUUAUGAUAGCCACAAGAAAGAUGUGAUAAUCGCCCAGCUGAAAAAGAGUAUCAAGGAGAAAGAUGCCGCGCUUGAUCAAAUUCCCGGGCGGAAGAAGAAACGUAUGGAUCUCUUUGAUGGGCCGCAUUCUGAUUUUGAGGAGUAGCUCGGUUCAGAGGCUUGAGAGUCUUUCAGUUUGUUUUGAUGUUUUUUGUGUAGUU
Medicago truncatula (barrel medic) is the source of this 1707-nucleotide messenger RNA. RefSeq lists its product as uncharacterized. The record is from RefSeq and is a predicted model, not a curated record. The transcript is spliced from 2 exons. NCBI's taxonomy places the organism in Eukaryota, Viridiplantae, Streptophyta, Magnoliopsida, Fabales, Fabaceae. Bases 240 to 1652 code for a protein of 470 amino acids.